This is a messenger RNA of Coccinella septempunctata (seven-spotted ladybird), 3649 nucleotides long. RefSeq lists its product as uncharacterized. The coding region runs from base 358 to 2862 and encodes 834 amino acids. The transcript is spliced from 4 exons. The record is from RefSeq and is a predicted model, not a curated record. Gene Ontology annotation, cellular component: nuclear membrane; rough endoplasmic reticulum membrane. Gene Ontology annotation, molecular function: microtubule binding. Gene Ontology annotation, biological process: neuronal signal transduction; chemotaxis. Lineage: Eukaryota; Metazoa; Arthropoda; Insecta; Coleoptera; Coccinellidae.
GCAUUACAUCAUCUGAGAUAUUUAUCUACCUACUCGAUAGUUUUUGCAUUUUUAUAAUCACAUCACAUUAAACAGGCAAUUCUAGCUAUCGUACGUAGAAAUUUGAGGUAAAACGAUAGUGUACCUAGUCAUAAGACGAACUCGAUCAUCUCAUAUCGUCUAUCAAAAGCCAUUCCAACCAUCUGUGAUACCUAACCUAAAUGUGAAUGUUGUUAUUUAAGUGAUCGCUAGUUUUGUGCAGUUUUACAAUUGAUUGUGUGUUGUCGAAGCCAAAGAAACAUUCUUGGGGUAAGUCAGUAAUUGAGUAGAACAUGUUGUAAGUUCGUCGUGAAUAUACAGGGUGGGUUAUUGGUCGAUAUGAAAGGCUCGUCUGCUGACAUCCCAGUUUGGAAGAAAGACCUGGUGGCCCGUCUUCGGGCGCAGAACAAAUGCACCGGCAACCAGGCGUUAACGGUUUGUGGCAGUCGGCCGUCUCCCCCCUAUCAGAGCGACUCCGCGGGUCGUGCACCUAAACACAGCCACCAAACUAGUGUUGGAAUCCGACCGACGACAUGCAACCAGUUAUCGGCCGCGUCUGGUGCAGCUAAAGUGUCGUCCAUCAAUCCGGACAAGAAUGAGACCAGCGCCAAGUUCAUUUCUCCAUUAACGCAACGAAAAACGUGCAAAAUGGUACAAGAACGCGUGUGGUCGGUCGAUUACAGUUCCUGGGAAUCCGGCCAUAAUAUGGCCAGCGAGAACGAGAACAAUUCCAGAACGUCGGACAGCGACUCAUCGGAGGAACUCCACUACGGCCCGGGCAUCGUGAACAAGCUGAAAAACAAGUAUCUCAGCCUGACGUUGCACAGGGAGAACCAGCUGAAACAGAGGCCGAAUCUGAGGAAGGCUGCCUCCCUGGAGGACAUGCUGGACGACCAGGACGACGACGACGAGGAAUCCGUUAAGGCCGAGUCGGAAACGCGACGUCUGUUCCAAACCAACGGCGUCGACAGGCACACGAACCGGUACAGGCACUCGAAACGCGGGGUGCAAGACAUGAAGAGGGCCAGGUCGAUGGAGACGAUCUCCAGGUUCGAGAACAUGAUAUCGCCGCCGCCGCCGUCGCAGCAGCCCCAGGACAACGGCAGGCCCAAAUCGAUGCACGAAUACCUCCUUAUCGCUGACCUGGAGGAAGGAAGUGACAAAUACAGGAAACCCAAAGAUAGCAAAGUCGGAGAAAACGAAACCAAUGUCCUGUUUAACAACGGCUAUGUGCCGCGAGUGAACCGUCCGAAGAGGAUAGCGCCCAUGAUGAACGAACGCGAGAAACCGCCCGCCGACGUCGUCAAACAGGCCAAGAUGAUCUUCGAGAAACGCCCGGAACAGAGGACCAAACCGCCGGUGAACACCGGUGAGGUGGCCGCCAAAGUGGCUUGUUACAAGAGCAUCAUCGUGCAGUCGAAACAGGCCAAGAAACCUCCGGUUAAGACCAAGCCCGCUGCGCCGUUCCUUGCCAAAAACGGCGACAAUAUCGCCAAAUCCAAGGCCGAAGAUAAUAAAACGAAAACGGAGAACAAGCCGAAACCGGAAAAACCCAAGACUGUAACCAAUGGAACUAACCCUCCAAAAGUGGCGCCAAGGAUCAGGGCUACCUCGAAGAAACCCCAAACGUCACCUGUGCUGUCUCCAUGCGAAGAAACCAAAACUUUCAAGGACGAACAAGUGGUUGAAGUGUCGGAUAAAGCCGUUACAGGCAAGGUUAAACCUGCACAAUUGCCAGGGUUGAUACCGGACGUAUCCCUCGUCAAGGUGGAACAAGACACGACAGGCCGUCUGUGCCAUACUCCAGACCUCAUAAUGACCAUCAACCCCAUAGCCGUCUCCACCCCAUCCUACGAGUCAUCGGACAACACGCCCAAGGAAUGCUACAACCACGAAAUUCUUGAAAGUGUGACAACCGAUCGGUGUGCCGUCGACGGGACGCUCCACCAAGUGGACCAAACCAGUACAAAAGAUGCCGUGCCUCUUAACGAACCCCUAAAACUGAUCAUAAACUAUAAUCGGAGUUCCCCUACGUCGGAGGAAUCGCCCAGGUUGUCUCAGAUAUCACCCAUACCCCGCAGGAAGAUCGUGAGCCCCCCGAUAAGGCCCCCAAAGGACCCCGUGUUGGAGAAGAACCUCAUCAAUGCGGCGAAGAGCCUGGAGCAGUCCAAGGUCGAGGAUAGGGCUGAUGUGUUUGUGCCAAAAAAAGUGAAACGGCCUCCUAGAGAGCCGGAAUCGAACUCUAUCGUUUUUAAGUUUACGGAUAGGAAGGACGUGCCGGAUUAUGUGCAGAACGAUAGGAGUAGGAGCGUCGGGAAGCUGGAAAGACCGAAGGUUGGUGAAGGUGGAAUUAUACUUUUACCAGGGGCGGCGAUAGACGAAUCUUUCACGGAUGAGGAUGAAGAAAUUAGGAAGUAUCUUGAAGCUCCUCCUAGUCCUUGUGAUGUUACUUUCAUCAAUGAUAAUAUUUUGAUAGAUGGAAAAUCCAGCAUCAAGCAUAAGGCUAAAAGGAGUCGAAUGAGGAUAUCGUUCGUAGAAUCUGGACCGGACGUAUUUGAAUAUCCCUCGGAAUCGUCGCUCCUCGUAGAUGAAUCCCCUACGUCGAUUCCAUCGUCCCCACCGAUGACAGGUCAUGCAGUUCCUAAUCUAUCUGGUUCAUAUCUCGCCAACUACAUUCCAAAAUCUACUGAAGAGUUCCAACCGGGUGUGUCUAGGAGUGUGCAUCCCUUAACACCGCCCCCAACGAAAGAAGAACAAAUAGAGGAAGACGAUCAGGCCCUGCUGGAAGAAGUUGAACAACCUGUAACAUUCAGUGCUGGAACAAAUUCGGAUAUGUUAUUUUAGGUUAGUCCAGUAUAUCUUCCUUUUGAACAUUCCAAUUGAUGAAAAGAAUUGCAUUGGGCAUAUUUUCUCAAGACCAAUUGAGAAUCAAGGAUAUUCAGUUGUCUUUGGGAGCUCUGUGAGCUCCAUAAAUGUACAGAGUUUGGACAAUGCCAAUUUUUCGGAUUGUUGCCGAAACUGAAUGGAAAAAAUAUGAUCCGCAUCAGAAAAACAAAAUACUGCCUGCUUCUUCUGAAUAUUUUUGCCGAAUCUUUUGUUACAUUGUUGAAGUAUUGAAAAAUAACCAUAAGCUAUCACAUCUUUAUACAUCUUACAGUGAUAUAUCAAUAACGAUUUUUAUUAUUUUAUUUGUAUUUAUGUAUUACUGUGGUAUUAGGUUAAUAUCGUGAAUGUCACAGUUGUGAUGUGCUGUAAAUUCCCUUCACAUCUUUGUGAACUUGAAAUGAAAACCAAAAUGUGAGAAAAUUUGUAUAUAUUGUGAAAGAAAUUGAUUUGAAACUGUUUAUUUCAAUCGAAAGUGAGAAACUUUUAUUCCGUUUACAUCACAAAAUGAUGAGGCGUUUCUGUUAUGUUCAUUAACGCUUGUAAUGUUAGACUUAUGUUUAAGAUUGAAGAUUUUAGCUGUGAUUAUUGAUUUUUGCGGACCAAUUUACUCUUUUAAUCCAUGUUGCUUUGACACAUUCACAAAUGAAGCAUUUAUUGAUCGAUAUCGAUUUUUUUUCUACAUGUGUAUAUUGUAUUGUCAAAUGUAUUUACAUUUCUUUUGGAUUAAAAUUUUGCUGCAAAUGAA